Bombus pyrosoma is the source of this 1051-nucleotide messenger RNA. RefSeq lists its product as uncharacterized. Lineage: Eukaryota; Metazoa; Arthropoda; Insecta; Hymenoptera; Apidae. Bases 66 to 614 code for a protein of 182 amino acids. The transcript has 2 exons. The record is from RefSeq and is a predicted model, not a curated record.
GCUCAGUAGUUCAUGAUCUAGCAACGAGUAAAGAUUACAGUACAAUAUUAUAUAAAUUUGUAAAUAUGGGACGCAUAAAAAAAUUAAACGAGUCUGAAAAAAAGAAAAUUUCUGAAGUAAAACAACAACGGUUAUCAGUUGCAAAAAUAUCGAAAGUAAUAAGAAGAAGUCGUAGAGUAAUACACAAUUUCUUAAAAAAUGUUGAAGAUUAUGGCAAAAAGAAAAGUACUGGUCGGCCAUCAUUGUUAUCCGAUCGUGAUCGACUAAUUUUGCGUGUAGCUUCCAACUCGCAGUUAACAACGAAGCAAAUAAUGGAAAAAUGUAGUAUUAGUGCUACUGUUUCAAGUGUUCGUCGAGUUCUACUACCCUGCAAAAAUAUCAAGAGGUUAAAAUUGAGAAAGAAACAUUCGUUAACAACGAAACACAAAGUAGAACGUUUACGCUUUGCAAAAGAAAGAACGUUUGCGCUUUGCGUUGGAAAAAGAAAUGGAGAAGGGAAAAGAAACAAUGCCAGCAAUUCGACGACAAAUGGGAGGAGGCAGCGUGAUGGUUUGGGCCGGCAUCGGUUAUUUCGGCAAAACAAGUAUCAAGUUCAUCGAUGGGAGAAUGAAUAGUGUCCGAUACAUAAAUUUAAUCAAAGAACAAAUAAAUAAUCAUGCAGAAUGCAUUUCUGGACCUGAUUACAUCUUUCAGCAAGAUAACGCAUCUAUACACACAUCAAGAUUGGUACAAUCAUAUUUUAAUGAAAAUAAUAUGUCUAUUUUGCCGUGGUCUGCACGCUUCCCGACAUUAAUAUUAUAAUAUUAUUGAAAAUUGCUGGGCAGAACUUGUUCACGGCGUAUACGCGAAUGGAAAGCAGUAUCAACACGUACAAGAAUUAAAAAAUGCAAUUGUACGCGAAUGGGUUACGUUAAGCCAAAAUUAUAUCCAGAAACUAUAUAAAUCGAUACCAAAUCGUACAAUAGAAGUAAUAGAAAAUAAAGAGGGAUGUAUCCAUUAUUAAAUAAGUAUACAUGUUUGAUAAGUAAUUAUUGUUAGUUACAAUUUAUGU